AUGAGGGUUAUAGCACUUCUAUCUUGCCAUUAUAACAGUGCUUCACUGCGCCUCUUCGCGCCUCUUCUUGCCGAUGCGCAUCUCGUAGAUGCCGUACCUCAGCCUUUUACCUCGCUCUUCCACUCGGGCUUAUCCCCCCCCGACAUCUUUUCACGUUUCACGGCCGCGCUCAAGACUUGGUUCAACUACUGGCUCACGGUCCCUGUAUGCUCCUACUUCUACUUGCCCCAGCCUGCCUCCUCUCAGCUCAUCCACGCCUCCAGGAACCUCGUCGAGUGGGUGAGACUGUGUGGCCCGACCGCGGUUAAAUUCUCCAGUACUGGCACCGAGAGCCCUUCCUUGUCUCAGAAAGAAGUCACCACGCCUCUGCAGCCAUUGCCAUCAUUCAUCGGCGUCCUACCGUGCCCAGAGCUGGUCGCCCCCAAGCCUUCCGCGUCAGCCUCAGACUCCAGUUGUUAUGCCCAAGCGAUACUCGACAUGCUCCGGGCUGAAGUCAUUGCGCAGCCCCAGCUCCGUGUGGACGCCCUCGGUAUCGCCGAGGCCAUGGCUGUUCGGUUCGAGUCUGCAAAGAAAGAGAUGGCCGCGGCGCAAGGCGGGGUGUGGGAGAACGACAUGUGGGACGCAGCCGCGCAGCAGAUGUGGAUUAAGAAAGCCAGGGUCGAGAAGUGGUGCGAGAGUGCUGCCGUCGCGGCGAUUGACAGGGAGAGCCAGCCGCUAGUCAUCCCUCUCGACCACGGCGAGGCGACGCCUGCCUGGUGGAGUAGUGACAAGUUCGAGUCACAAGAUGGCCAGGACAACUGGCAGUGGGCGAGUGACGCGUUUGAUGGGAUGGACUGCGAUGCAGCAUUCCUUGAAAUCUCCGGGGACUGGUCUACGGAUAAGUGUGGCUCCGGCACUGAGACCGUCGUCAAGAGAUUCGGCGUCUGGGCAAUUGACGCCUAA
Messenger RNA from Exophiala aquamarina CBS 119918, 942 nucleotides. RefSeq lists its product as uncharacterized. The coding region runs from base 1 to 942 and encodes 313 amino acids. The transcript is spliced from 2 exons. NCBI's taxonomy places the organism in Eukaryota, Fungi, Ascomycota, Eurotiomycetes, Chaetothyriales, Herpotrichiellaceae. The record is from RefSeq and is a predicted model, not a curated record.